Molecule: messenger RNA, 4335 nt
Organism: Bombyx mandarina (wild silkworm)
Lineage: Eukaryota; Metazoa; Arthropoda; Insecta; Lepidoptera; Bombycidae
Product: 2-phosphoxylose phosphatase 1
Biological process (GO): chondroitin sulfate proteoglycan biosynthetic process; dephosphorylation; glycosaminoglycan biosynthetic process
Cellular component (GO): Golgi apparatus
Molecular function (GO): phosphatase activity
Source: RefSeq, a predicted model, not a curated record
UUAAAAAUAAGUGAUAAAAUUUAGUUAGAGUUGUUUGCAAACUCAUAUUUUUGUUUACAGAGUUUGCUUUAUUUGUUUUCUUCGCAACAGAAAAUUUGUGUCUUCAAAAAUGAGUACCUACCUUUUCCAUAGUGCUAAAAAGAAAUACAAUAUACAUUGAAAUUCUAUAAGCAGUAAUGUGAGUGGGCAGUAGCUAAAAAUGCCGCCUGUACUCACAAAUAAAAACAGAAUAAUGAGUGAAAUGAUGAAGCUUUCAUUUCAUCACAGAGCUUUUUAUUGUUACCUCGGCAUGAGUCUCUGGAUUUUUGUUCUCAUAACGGUGAUGUACAAAUACAUGUCGGUGAGCGAAGAAAUAAGCAUACCCAAGAAAAUAUAUAAAGAUCAAUACAUAUCAAAAAGUGAUGUUAAGUUUAGAAAGAUAUAUAUGAGAGCUUGCAAUCCAGCUGAUAAUAUAGUGAGAGGUUCAGAAGGUGCAGUAGAUGAGGAUGCUUGGUUGUUGCAUGGUGUGCUCGUGAUCACCAGGCAUGGAGAUAGGGGUCCACUAACACAUCUCAAAGGAGGUGAUAAAUUACCUUGUGAUUCGUCAAUUGUUUCGCCACUGUUGAAAAGUUACGAAGACUAUGUAGCUAACGCAAGCGCGUCAGGUCGGGCGUGGUGGGUGACCUCAACAGGUCCUUUUCACAAUUUCCCUUCACUGCCGACUCGGGCGGCCGGGACCAGCUGUGCCCUGGGACAGUUGACGCCAAGGGGACUCCUGCAAAUGAUAACUGUGGGUAACAUUCUGAGGGCAGCGUAUGCAGAUAAAUUAGGAUUAGACAAUAUUGAUCCACAGGGAAAAAAGGACACAGGUGUGGCGGUGUCGUACAGCACCCGCUAUCGCCGCACGUUCCUGUCGCUUUCGGGGGCGUGGUGGGGGGCGGCGCGGGGCGGGGCGGGGGCGCGUCUGGCCGCCUGUCGGGAGGCGCACAGCGUCUCCUUCUGCUUCAGGGACUGCGCCUGUCCCGCUCAUCACGCCAUCGACAAAAAAAUCAACAAUCAAGCAAGGAAUCGCUUAGAGUCUCAUCCCGCAAUCAAAGAGCUGGUCAGUAAGUUAUCUAAAGUGUUAUUCGAGACGCAAGAACGUACAGACGCGGAUGUCGUACGGGAUGCCCUUCUAGCUUAUAUGUGCCACGAUGUCCCUUUGCCGUGCACUCACAAAGCCAAUCACGAAAAACCAAAACUGACCAUAGACAAAAGGCACAGACUACACGAAAGCAAAACGGGAACCAGAAACCUUUUAGAUGUCGACAUCGACACUUUGAAUAUGGAACUAGAUUAUAUAAACAAUCAGGUGGAUAUAAACGGAGACGCGGGUAGGAAAGCCAGAGAAGUGAUCGGAAAAUACUAUGACCUGAAAGAUAAGAAAGCGCCCUUAGAUUUUGAUGCCCAAAUGGAGAGGGAGAAGUUGUUGUAUUAUCAGCAGAGAUAUUUGGAUACCGGCGACACGUACGACGACGUAGUCAUAGUGAAGAAGAAUUUGGACGCGGAUUUUAAUUUUCCGAACGACGCUAGAAUCGAUGCGGACUUCGACGAAGACUACAAGGAGCCGACGCCCGAAACCGAAGACUUCUGCAUCAAAAAAGAGCACGUUCUCUCGUUGUUCGCGUACUUGGAGUGGAGCUACCGACAGGAGAUCAAGAAUAUUCACAAUCGAAAACGGGGCUUGCUCGUCUCGUACGGUCUGCUGCACAACAUAGUCCAGAACAUGAUACGCAUGAUAUCGGAGAACAAGCCCAGAUUCGUGAUAUACUCCGGUCACGAUAAGACGUUACAAGCGCUCGUCUUGGCCCUCGGCUUGAGCAAUUACCAAUAUUACAACAUACAGUACGCCUCGAGAUUGAUAUUUGAGGUGUACAGGAAGAAGGAUCUGCGCGAUGAGGUCAAAUACGCGAAGAGAAAGGCCGUGGCCCGGGACUUCUACUUCCGGGUCGUCUUCAACGGCGAGGACGUGACGAACAAACUUAGUUUCUGCAAUACGAAACACAAUGUCGUUAUGAGGGUAGUCGAUCCGAUAGAUGACUUGAAAAUUUACAAUACAUUUUUGUGUCCGAUCGAGAGCAUCGUAAGGUUUAUACACGACGAUUAUUUUAGUGUUUUUAAUGUUAGUAACUUCAAGGAUGCGUGCGCCACGGCCGGUAACAAGCGUGGAUGAAUAAAUAUACCCGAGCGGUAAUGGAAUUCGACCACCAAUAGAAAAAUAUCAUAUUUUGGUAUCGAACGAAUUUCGGCGUUAGUCGAUCGCGGCGUUUGACCCGUCAAAGUGAUUAAAGUACCGGGUAUAAUGGAAUCGUUGCCGAUAAAAAUAUAGCUCUAAAAGCAUAAAAUCAUGGUUUAAUAAAUACAUACUUUUUUUUUUGUUUAAAGUAAUUAUCUGAUCGUUACCCUUUCUUGAAAUCUGUGUGAAUUCUUCAAGUGAAUCCGACGUGUUGAAGUCGGUUAAAAUUACGUCGAAACAUUUCGUUAAAUUAGUAGACAAAAUAAAAACAGCUGAUGCACGGGGUAGUGACCUUGUGUGAUGAUGGUUUCAGAAAAUUAAACAUAAUUAGUAAAUAAAUUAUUUAUUUAUUGCGUCUAGAUACUAUUAAGCCGUGUGCAGUUUGAGAAUGGAAUACUGAAUGUGUCAAAUAAAAUACAUAUCUUAAAAAUACAUAUUAUAUGUUUAUAUAUUUAUAAAAGGGAUAUAUUAUUAUAAUGUUACGACUAAAAAGAAAAAUUAUCUAUCGUGCGAACAUCAGUGGUGUCAGCCUUAAUCGGCCUUAGCCUUUGUCGUUGAAAGUAUGAAAUUAUGUCAAUGAGUAUAAAAUUGUCGAUACCGCAAUUUAUACUAUUAUCCGAAUUUAAUAAAUGAAUUAAUAUGUGCCCUAACGCAUUGAUAUCGAAAAUUCUCAUUUAGAAACCAGCUUGCUAAUAUUGUUAUUGCUAUAUGAACUUUUAGUGUUUACUAGAAUUAAUAUUCAACUAAAACGAAGCUCACGGCCACUCACGGCCACUCACGGUUGGCAGCCAGUAAACAUUGUUAUUAGCACGGUCAACGCGUAUCAGUGGUGUACAAAUUAUUAAAAAAAAUUAGUUUAAAUUACAUUACCUUUCAGACGAGGCCAUAUAUCGAUAUAAGUAAAGGUUUGUCUGUAUGCUUAGUUAUAGUUAUCUACCUACACUACUAAAGAAAAUAUUCUACAAUAUUUUCGAAUGUUCCUAAUUUUGUUUGUGCAAUAGUCCUAUAAGAAUCAUCAGAUGUCAUGUGACAAUUUGAUUCUCAAUUUUUAUAAUACAUGUGUACCUACACUACUAUAAAAAAAUAUUCUACAAUAUUUUCAAAUAAUCCUAAUUUUGUUUGUGCAAUAUUCCUAUAGGGAUCAUCAGAUGUCAUGUGACAAUUUGAUUCUCAAUUUUUAUAAUACAUGUGUACGUACACUACUAUAAAAAAUAUUCUACAAUAUUUUCAAAUAAUCCUAAUUUUGUUUGUGCAAUAUUCCUAUAGGAAUCAUCAGAUGUCAUGUGACAAUUUAAUUCUCAGUUUUUAUAAUACAUAUCUUAGAUGAAAGAGAACCGUUAUUUCAACCCAAUAUAAAAAUAAUAGUUAGUACUCGUGUUAAUAAUAACACGUAAUGUAACACAAAUAAACUUCUGGUUGCUUUACAUUGCCGGGUCAUGAAAGCGAUCAGUAUGCAAUUAUUAUUUCCUUUUCUUGAGGAUCGGUUUCUCUAUUUAAACCUCAUAUAAACUAAACAGUUUGCAAAUACCAAAGAGAUAAUGAAGCCAUAUGAAGCACUGUAAUAGACAAGAGAGUUUUAUUUAUACUUUGGACGAAUUAGAUCUCAACUAAACCCAAAAUCUCUUUAGAUUUAUUGUUACUUAAUUAGAUUAUGUAUUAAUUUUGUCCCCUCGUGAUUUUUAUAGUUUUACGUAAUAAUAUAAUUAAAAUGUUAUAAUAUUUAAUUAUCUAGUUUAGUUCAAAAAUAUAUUCUGUAAAUUUGACUGUAAUUGAAAAGACUGCACAUAGAAUACUUUGUUGCCAUAUUAAAAGUUAUUUGCGAUUCGUGGUCUCUACACUAAUAAUUACUAUUAUUCUGGUCAGAUGUUACUUUGUUAUUCAUUAUGUUUUUGGUCAUCAGUUAAUACUGAUUUAUGUAAUAAAAUUAACCAAUUUCCCGAAUGUGUGGAACGAUUAUUGUACACAAUAUUAUAUUAAUUUGUAUUUUUGCGUUAUUUGUGAAAAAUAUCACAUAAAUAGUUUCUAUUGCGUGAUUUUUUCAUGUGUCAGUGAUAAAACGAAAAGAUAUUAUAGUACUUAUU